Messenger RNA from Hydractinia symbiolongicarpus, 2834 nucleotides. RefSeq names its product TRAF3-interacting protein 1-like. Gene Ontology annotation, molecular function: microtubule binding. Gene Ontology annotation, biological process: regulation of microtubule cytoskeleton organization; cilium assembly; intraciliary transport. The record is from RefSeq and is a predicted model, not a curated record. The transcript is spliced from 21 exons. The coding region runs from base 60 to 2075 and encodes 671 amino acids. Gene Ontology annotation, cellular component: intraciliary transport particle B; ciliary basal body; centrosome. Lineage: Eukaryota; Metazoa; Cnidaria; Hydrozoa; Anthoathecata; Hydractiniidae.
UUUGUUCAACUCUGGUCAGUUAUAUAAUCAUUGAUUUAAACAGACAUUUCUAAAUUAAUAUGGAUGAAAAAAUAGUGAAAAAAACACAAGAUACUUUGGGUAAAGCUAUAAAGAAACCACCACUUACAGAAAAACUGCUGAACAAACCACCAUUCAGAUUCCUGCAUGAUGUCAUAACUGAAGUGAUAAAGAAUAAUCAGACCAUGCAUGGGCUUUAUAGCGAGGAUGAAAUGAACUCUGCAAAUGUUACGGAGAAAGACGCAAAAGUAACUUUUCUACAAAAAGCAAUAGACUGUAUUGGCUUUGCUCUUGGUGAAACUUUGAGUGUCAGACCGUCAAAAAUUGUGGCUGGGCACGAGCCAGAAAAAACAAAUGAAUUUUUGCAAGCGCUAGGAAAAUUAUGUAUAAAAAAGAUUGAUACAAGUGAUAGCGUAAAGAAAGUAUUAUCUGGCGAAAAACCAUCUGGCAAAAAAAAGAGUUCUCGUUCUGCAAGUAAAAGUGAUGAUGGAAAAAGUAGCAAAGAAAAAAAUCGAGAAGGUGAAGUGAUAGAUGAAAAACGCAGCAAGGAAAAGUUAAAAGAGCGAAGCGAAAAGAUAGAUGACAAAAAGGAGGAGAAAAAAGAUAAAGAAAGAAAACGAGAGAAGGAGAAAGAUGGAGAACAUAGGGAGCGCAGUAAGGAUAGAAAAAGUGACGCAAAUGAUGGGGAAAGUAAAGAAAGAAAAAAAGACAGAGACGGGAGUGGAAGGAGUAAAGAGGAUAGACCUAAAGAGGAAAGAAAAGAAAGAAAAAAAGAUCGUGUAGGGAGUUCUAAAGACAGAGAGGGAAGCUCAAAAGAUGGAGAUAAACGUUCUAAGGAUCGGGAAGGGAGUUCAAAAGAUCGAGAAAAAAGCUCUAGGGAUCGGGAGAAAAACUCUAAGGAUAGAGAGGGAAGCUCCAAGGAACGGGAAGGAAGUUCAAAAGAUAAGGAGAAAAGUUCUCGAGAUCAAGAUGGGGAGAAAGAUGGGGAAAGGAGCAAGAAAGAAAGAAAGUCUCGUGGAGAUGAUAAGGAAAGGUCGUCCAAAGAAAGAUCUGAAAAGGAUAAAGAAAAAAGCAAAGAAAGGAAGAAGGAUAGAGAGAAAAAAGAAAGAACAUCAGAAACGUCUUUGAACAUUGAUGUUGAUAAUACUGAGAGCGCCAAUAAUGCUGAUGAUGAUGAGCAAGAAGAUGAUCAGGGAAGUGGCAGAAGCAUUCAAAGGCCAGCUUCAGCUAAAGGUCAAAGAAGGCCAUUGUCUGAUGAGGAAACUCCAGACCAAGAUAAAGAAAAUGAGAUACAUCGGUCUGGAUCUAAAAGUUCUGUUACUGAUUCCAACCAACCACCUACUCGUCAACAAUCAGCGGUUCGUCGUCCUGCUCGUCCCAGCAGUGCCAGACCAGCACCUCCGAAAGUGAAGAAAAGUGAACCUACAGAAGAACCACAAAGAGUAACUUCUGGCAAACCAGUUGCACCAGUGAUCAUUGACACAGGAAAUGGAGUGGAAGAUGACGAUGAAGAUGACACUUUUAUUGUAGAAGAUGAUCCAUCCUUACAAAAUCUGCUCGAAGUUAAAUCAUCUGAAAGCAAUUCUGAUCUCAUCAAUACAGAAGAACACGGCAGCUUAGUUCGCAAAAUGUUGGAAAGUAAGAAAGAAGCUGACGCAAGACAGAACAAUAAGCAAGAGGAAAAACCUAUAAUUUUUGAUGCAGCUCGUAAAAAAGAAAGAGAGAUAGCUGAGAAAGAGAUUGAGAAAUUACGUGGUAGCAUUCAACAUCUUGUGAGGAGUGCACACCCGUUGGGUAAAAUAAUGGACUAUAUACAGGAAGACAUUGAUAGCAUGCAGAAAGAACUGAACAUAUGGAAAGAUGAAAAUAAGGAACACGAAAAAGCUCUCAAAGCAGAACAAAGUAUAACUGAAAGUGAGAUCGAACCACUACAAGCGCACCUGGCAGAAUUAGAACUAGAUAUUACAGAAAUGAUGGACAACAUAAGCACAGUAAAGUCAAAUAUAUUACGAAAUGAAGAAAAAGUAGAAGAUUUGGUGAUAGGAAUAUCUAGGUGAACACUUUCAAAAACCGACGUGACGUAUACAUGUAUGCUGUAUACGACGUGACGUGUACAUGUAUGCUGUAUACGACGUGACGUGUACAUGUAUGCUGUAUACGACGUUUCACUACUGUAUAUUAGAGUUAUAUCAGAAAUUUUCUUACGAAAUACGGCAUAGACAGUCCUUGUUACAAAUACCUUAUCUAUAGUCAUUUGAUAAUUUGAAAAAAACUAACACUCAUGAGGGUCAAUUAUGCAGUACUCUAGUGUAGCUAGUAAAACAAAAACAAAAAAGAAUAUAAAAAAUCGAUUAGGAGGUUUAUAUGAGACUGGAAUUAAGGUAGAGUAAGAUUUCACGCCGCAUCAAAAAGUUGACAUUUGUUUCACUUUAAGUGGAUUUAAAAUUUUUUGUGUACGCCUAAGUAUUCGUGGGUAGUGUUUACAUAAAUUCUUGCAUCGGUUUGAAUUUCCCUGUUAGUCUUUUGUAACUUUAUACAUGUCUCAAUUGGACAGCGUAAAAAAUUAACUUUUCAUCAUUGCAUAUAUUUAUGUGAAGGGAAUAUAUUGUAAAUAUAAGUGCGUUUUCUAGAGGUUAUAUUUCUUCGUAGUUAUACAAUGUUUAUUAAACAUGUAAAUAUGUUAAUAAAUGUUCGUCCUCACCACGAAUUUGAUAAAAAUAUCGACAAUAAGCCCAGUGCUUUAUAUUUGCGCUGUUUUAUUUAAAUUUAUGUUGUGAAUUGUAAAAUGUGUUAAGAGGAUAAUAAUAUUUGCUGUA